CAAACCCUUUUGCUGCAAGUCCGUCGCACCCGAACCUCGAGCUACUCUCCCAAAAUGGUGCAGCGGCUGACCUACCGUUCCCGCCACAGCUACGCCACCAAGUCCAACCAGCACCGCAUCGUCAAAACCCCCGGUGGGAAGCUGGUGUAUCAGACUACUAAGAAGAGAGCCAGUGGACCGAAAUGCCCUGUGACCGGCAAGAGAAUCCAAGGGAUUCCUCAUUUGAGACCUGCUGAGUACAAGAGGUCCAGAUUGUCCAGGAACCGCAGGACUGUGAACCGGGCUUAUGGUGGUGUCUUGUCUGGAGGUGCUGUCAGGGAGAGGAUUAUUCGAGCUUUCCUGGUAGAAGAGCAAAAGAUUGUGAAGAAGGUUUUGAAGAUCCAGAAGGCCAAGGAAAGGCAGGCAGCCAAGAGCUAAAUGAUGCUGCCAAUGAAGCAAAAGCCUUUUGAAUUAUAAGAUAAUGGUUGAGCAAAGAUUUUGACUUAGGUUGUGUUGAUGAACGAUUUCCAGCUAAAUUGGAAUGCUUUAUUGUUAUUCACUACUUUGAUUACUUGGGUAUUUCAUUUCAAUGACAAGUGUUUCUAUUUCGUGAUUAA
This is a messenger RNA of Argentina anserina (silverweed cinquefoil), 596 nucleotides long. RefSeq names its product 60S ribosomal protein L34. Lineage: Eukaryota; Viridiplantae; Streptophyta; Magnoliopsida; Rosales; Rosaceae. Gene Ontology annotation, molecular function: structural constituent of ribosome. Gene Ontology annotation, cellular component: cytosolic large ribosomal subunit; ribosome. The transcript has 4 exons. Gene Ontology annotation, biological process: translation; ribosome biogenesis. The coding region runs from base 55 to 417 and encodes 120 amino acids. The record is from RefSeq and is a predicted model, not a curated record.